Spea bombifrons (plains spadefoot toad) is the source of this 630-nucleotide messenger RNA. It is a transcript of the gene UBA52, whose product is annotated as ubiquitin A-52 residue ribosomal protein fusion product 1. Gene Ontology annotation, molecular function: structural constituent of ribosome; ubiquitin protein ligase binding; protein tag activity. NCBI's taxonomy places the organism in Eukaryota, Metazoa, Chordata, Amphibia, Anura, Pelobatidae. The record is from RefSeq and is a predicted model, not a curated record. Gene Ontology annotation, cellular component: ribosome; cytoplasm; nucleus. The transcript has 5 exons. Gene Ontology annotation, biological process: protein ubiquitination; translation; modification-dependent protein catabolic process. The coding region runs from base 94 to 480 and encodes 128 amino acids.
CAAGAUUCUCAAGUGAAGACGUAAUUUCCGCUUCCGCUUUGUCCUUUUCUACUCUGUUGGGCCGCCGUGCGGUGAACCAAGGAAGGCGUCAAGAUGCAGAUCUUUGUGAAAACCCUUACUGGGAAAACCAUCACCCUUGAGGUUGAGCCCAGUGACACUAUCGAAAAUGUCAAGGCUAAAAUUCAGGAUAAGGAAGGCAUUCCCCCUGAUCAGCAGCGUCUAAUUUUCGCUGGAAAACAGCUAGAGGAUGGGCGUACUCUGUCUGACUACAACAUUCAGAAAGAGUCAACCUUGCAUUUGGUUUUGCGUCUGCGUGGUGGCAUUAUUGAGCCUUCCCUUCGUCAGCUUGCCCAGAAAUACAACUGUGACAAGAUGAUCUGCCGCAAAUGCUAUGCCCGUCUUCACCCUCGUGCUGUAAACUGCCGCAAGAAGAAGUGUGGACACACAAACAACCUGCGUCCCAAGAAGAAGGUCAAAUAAACGUUGCCGCCUCUUGCUUGUUUUUUUGACUCCUGUUGGACAAUAAAAAAUGCCAAAAAACUUUCUCGCUUCCAAUUAUCUCUAUAAUUUUCUUAAUGUGAACACAAUGUUCUCAAUACAACAUGCAAUAAAAUAGAGGUAUAAUUAUAA